Menidia menidia (Atlantic silverside) is the source of this 1357-nucleotide messenger RNA. The record is from the annotation of a GenBank genome assembly. NCBI's taxonomy places the organism in Eukaryota, Metazoa, Chordata, Actinopteri, Atheriniformes, Atherinopsidae.
AUGCUCUGGAGAGCAGAAGCCCUGGAGAGGAAAACCCCCUUUUGUGCGCACCACCCCAUCGGCGCGGAGAAGAGCUCUCCCGGUCAGCAGCCCAUCAUCACGCAGAGCGCCACCCUCACCAAGAUCACCUUUGGCAGCUCCCACCACCCCCCCCCGGCCUUCAGCAGCGCCGAGGCCGCCGCCAAGCCCAGCCCCGAGGCCGGCGCCGCCCCCCCCGCCGCCAAGCCCUCGGUGUCCGACAUCCUGAAGAUCUCCAUGAUGGAGGCAGAGAUCGACCCCAUGGUGGUGGACUCCUCCAGCGACUGCAGCCCCCGGGGGAAGGGCCUGCAGGUCCAGGCCAGGUCCGGCACCCUGGACGCGGGCCAGUUCAUCAGCAGCUCCGAAGCCAGCCGGCUUCUCCCAAAGUCGCAGCCGUUCGGCCGCAUGCAGGGCCUGACCGCUCAGAGGAGCAAGGAAGACCUGGAGGUCAUCGAGGUGAUCCCUCAGUACUCCAUCCUGCCGGACUCCAGCCAGUCCAACGUGGUGGUGGAGCCCAGCGGCUUCCUGGAGAUCACCAACUACACCAGCCAGCAGCUGGAGGAGGACAGCCCCAUGGAGCAGGAGGUGGACAGCAGCAACGACGAGGCCGCCGCCGCCAGCCCCCCCCCCCGGCCCUCCCCCCCCCUCCAGACGCGUGGCACUUUACUACUUUGAACCAGCAGACUGAGCAUUUAUCUGAGACCUCAGACGUAGCGUACCCAGACUGUGUUUGUGCUUAAAGGAUCCGUGUCUGCCCCCCCCCACAGCGAUGGCAUGGUGUUUUACUGCCAUAUGUGGGAGAAAGGUGGGAGCGAGGUGGAAGGAUUAGUUUUAGUCCCGGGCAGUUUGGAAAUCAGCGUGCGUUGGCUCUGCUCCUCACAGGACUUUGUGAGCCCCCCCCCCCCACGGGGCCAGGAGCACUGGGGGCUGUCUGGGUCCUCUGUCCAUCAUUUCACUGCAUUGGUUCUAACGGCUCGUGUGCAGAGGGAUGAACAGUAUUUUCUUUUGACUGGCUUGUUUCUGCGGAGACUGAUUUCAGUUUUCAGACGGGACCACCCAUCUGAAGCAGUCUGGCUUUUCUGGCCGGAACAGGGGGCAGAAGCAGGACUCCUGAGAGAGGCUCAGCCGGACCUUUGUGUUACUAAGCGCGCUGUCAAAGCAGAUGAGAGCAGAUUAGGUGACCUACCUGCAGUUUUAAACAAGCUACAGUGAACAUUUCAAGAAAUAUGCAUUUUUAUUUGCAUUGUGUCUAAACUGCAUUUGUUUUUUUUACCUUUACAAACUAUACGACUAGCUGAGAGAAGUCAUUUAACCUGCACAAUAAAUCACCUGAGUAGAA